AGGCACCUUAUAUAGGCGGUUGCCAAGGCCGUGUUCUGCACAGACUCGCUCGCCAUGAGGUUCCUGGUCGUUCUCGCCUGCCUGGUGCUGGCGGCGCUCGCUCGCCCCAGCACGCACGACUACCUGCACGGAGCUCAGGUUCUCCGAGUGAACCCCCAAACAGCUGACCAGGUUCACUACCUCCAGGGUCUUCUGAAGACUGACCUGUAUGACUUCUGGACUGAACCCCAUGGCACUGGUCACCCAGUCGACAUCAUGGCCCAGGCAUUUAGCGUCCCCGUCUUGAAGAAGACCCUCGAGCAGAUUGACCUCGACUUCACCAUCCAGGUCAGCGACGUGGCCCUUCUGCUGGCCAAGGACAGGGAGGCCAACCAGAAGGCUCGAGCUGCAUCCGGGAAGGCCAUGGACUGGACCUCGUACCAUCGCUAUGAUGAGAUCAUGGCCUGGCUGGACGAACUGGCGUCCACGCACCCCAGUCUGUGCUCCGUGAAGGAAGUGGGCACAACCUAUGAGGGAAGGACCAUGAAAAUGCUGACGCUCAACAAGGGAGGAACCGACAAGCCCGGGAUCUUCAUCGAUGGAGGCAUCCACGCCCGCGAGUGGAUUUCUCCCGCCACCGUCACCUACAUGCUGAACGAGCUGGUCACCAACAGCGACACCUACGACGACAUCUUGUCCGCCGUGAACUUCUACGUUAUGCCUUCCAUUAACCCCGACGGCUACGAGUACUGCCACACCGACGAUAGGUUGUGGCGUAAGACUCGCUCUGACAACGGUUCUCCUUUCGGUUGUAAGGGAGCCGAUCCCAACAGGAACUGGGGACACCACUGGAACGAGAACGGCGCCUCAGACAACCCCUGCUCGGACAUCUACGCCGGUCCCGAAGCCUUCUCAGAGAUCGAGAUGAAGAACGUGCGCAACCAGAUCCUCGACCAGACGAACCUGGUGGUGUACCUGACCUUCCACUCCUACUCCCAGCUGUGGCUCUACCCUUGGGGCUACACUUCAGCUCUCCCCGAGGAUUGGCAGGAUUUGGAUGACUUGGCCCAAUCCGCCGUGAACGCUCUCACAGCUGUGCACGGAACCAUCUACGACAUCGGAUCCUCCACCAACGUUUUGUACGCCGCUGCCGGAGGGUCGGACGACUGGGCCAAGGGCGAAGGCAACGUCAAGUACUCCUACACGGUGGAACUCCGAGACACGGGCAACUACGGCUUCGUCCUUCCCCCUGACCAGAUUAUCCCCACCGGAGAGGAGACCUUCGAAGCCCUCAAGGUCGUCGCGAACUUCGUCAAGGACAACUACCGCACGCCUUAGAGGGGGUGGUCUCGCGAGAGGCUUGGACCGGACGUCUUGAAAGAAGAACGGCGAGGGUGUGUGGGUGGGAGGAGGAAAUAAAUGUGAUUUGUGGA
Messenger RNA from Penaeus vannamei (Pacific white shrimp), 1412 nucleotides. Its product is annotated as carboxypeptidase B. Gene Ontology annotation, molecular function: zinc ion binding; metallocarboxypeptidase activity. NCBI's taxonomy places the organism in Eukaryota, Metazoa, Arthropoda, Malacostraca, Decapoda, Penaeidae. The record is from RefSeq and is a predicted model, not a curated record. Gene Ontology annotation, biological process: proteolysis.